GGCCAGCGGCUGUCCCAUCCUACAGCAGCCUGUCCUCUCCCACUGCAGGCUGUCAUCGAAGUUCACCUUACCUUAUCCCCUCUAUCAGCGGGCUUCUGGUCCACCCUGCAGACGUGGCCUGUCCUCAGAGCUCCUCCCCGCUCCUGGCAUUUCUAUGUACUGCGCUCCCUGCUCUGCAGUCCGGUUCGGUCUGCAGUCUCUGGUCAUCUCCUGUGUACUAUGUCCCAUGUCGGUCUCUGGUCAUCUCCUGUACUGUGUCCGCAGUCUCUGGUCAUCUCCUGUACUAUGUCGGCAAUCUCUGGUCAUCUCCUGUACUGUGUCCGCAGUCUCUGGUCAUCUCCUGUACUGUGUCGGCAGUCUCUGGUCAUCUCCUGUACUGUGUCCGCAGUCUCUGGUCAUCUCCUGUACUGUGUCCGCAGUCUCUGGUCAUCUCCUGUAGUACAGUGGUCACCCCCGUACAGUCAGUCUCUGGUCAUCUCCUGUACUGUGUCCGCAGUCUCUGGUCAUCUCCUGUACUGUGUCCGCAGU
Messenger RNA from Staurois parvus, 528 nucleotides. The record is from the annotation of a GenBank genome assembly. Lineage: Eukaryota; Metazoa; Chordata; Amphibia; Anura; Ranidae.